CUCAGUAUAGUACAAAUAGAGCGAAGUGAUGAGGAAAUGCCACAGUGUGUCUGUUAGCAAGUGAGAAAGAUGGAACUGAAGCUGCAGCUCGGCGUCGUCAUGCUUCUCAUACAGGUUUCGCAUGCAUUGUGGCAGCGUGUGACUGUGAGGAAAGGUCAGACUCUCAUCUUAAGUUGCCCCAUCACUAAUGCUCACAAGACCAAUGUGGACUGGAAGACUCCAGAAGGAUAUGUUAUGUUCUUCAAUCACAAUAGAGCUUUAAGGAACAAACGCUACAGUAUCAUCAAACUGUCUGAGUCAGAAUUCACCAUCAGUAUUUCCAAUGUCACCUUCAAAGAUGGAGGCAACUACACAUGCUCUCAGUAUGAUCACCACACGACAGAGAGGAAAGUGGAAGUGACAGUGUUUGAUACCCCCAAGAUGACAGUAACGAAGCAUGAAGGAAAGUUUAUAAUAAAAUGCACUGCUGAGGGGAACCACCAUCCUCCCCAGAUCUCCUGGAAAUUGGACAGUGGGCCUGAAAUUCUCACUCAUGCCCAAGUCCAACACGAAGACAAAAAAUAUAUCUCUAUGGCGAUGUUAGAUGUUCAGUCAGUGGAGAACAGAGUCACUGUGAAAUGCCUUCUUCGCCACCCAGCACUGGUCUCACAACCUCUGAUGAACUUUGUCAAAAUUGGACGAGACUCAACAAAAUCCUACCGCACAACUACGACCAGUUCACCCACAGCUCAACCUGAAAGGUCAACAGGGGUACUAGGAACAUCAGCCAGUGGUUACACACAUGGGAGAACAACAGGGUACCUCGCAACCAGAGAUGUGACUGGUCCUUCACCAGAGAGUUCUACCACGUCACCAGUUGUUCCCUCCAAUCAACCACUUUCCUCCACUGAGCCAGAGACAGUAACAGCACCCACUAGGUCUCCUGUUACAUCUAGUGGCUGGACAUUUGUGUCUGAGACAACAGGGGAACUAUCCCAUAACACCACGGAGGGAAACAGAACAGGAAACGUUAAUGAUCCAAGGAUUCAAACAGGAAGUAGAGGAAGUUCAUCUUUACUGGUGUUCCUGGUGACAUUCCUGAUCUUCUGUCUUCUGGUGGUGGUAAUUUUUUUUGCCAUCAAGCUCAGGAGAGCACACAUGGCCUGGAAGAGAGUUUUUAUUGUUACAGAAAAUGAAGACUCUGAUCCAUCAGAGGAGAGCAGUAAAUCAAAAUCGAGCCAGGAGGAGAAGAACGUUCAAGGACAAAGGCGAAGAGGGCUUUUCAACACAGCAUUCACACAGUACAUUGUUGAAGAGCCAGCAGUGAUCACUUCAGUGAUAAACACGACAGCAGUAGAAGUUGAAAAUGAAAAGCAGAUUUCUCAACCUCAAGCCCUGGCACACACCUCAGCCAAAUGUGACAUAAAGGAGACAGAGCUGUAACAAUCUGUAAAAUAUGACAGUAUCAUAAGCUCCAUAUUAUGCUCACAGAUUAAGUUGAUCAUUUUUUUUCUGCACUUAUAACAAAGAGUCUAUGUUUACACAGAAAAGAAUGUAGUAACAUAUUUCUAACUGUAGUACUGUACUGUACCAUGUAAAUACAUUUUAUAUUUACCAAUAAACUAUAUUUUGCUAGAACAUA
Lates calcarifer (barramundi perch) is the source of this 1621-nucleotide messenger RNA. Its product is annotated as cytotoxic and regulatory T cell molecule. The transcript has 10 exons. Gene Ontology annotation, molecular function: signaling receptor binding. NCBI's taxonomy places the organism in Eukaryota, Metazoa, Chordata, Actinopteri, Centropomidae. The record is from RefSeq and is a predicted model, not a curated record. Gene Ontology annotation, biological process: positive regulation of natural killer cell mediated cytotoxicity directed against tumor cell target; detection of tumor cell; cell recognition. Gene Ontology annotation, cellular component: plasma membrane. The coding region runs from base 70 to 1422 and encodes 450 amino acids.